AUGACAUUGUCUUUUACAAACGUUAUAGGUAUUCUCGCAAGCGCAACAACCAUUUCCGGUGCAAUGGAUGAUGCUGACAAAAUGCAGACCAUAAACCCAGAUAAUGCUUAUGCUGAUGUAGUGUGGAAUUCAAUAUCAUUAACUCAUGUAGAAUACCCCAAAGGUGACAUAGUAGGCUAUUUUUUAGCUUGGUGCAGUCUUUUACCCAUAUUUACCAUUGCUGGAUUUAUUACUCUAAUUUUAUUUAGAAGAGAUUUACAUACAAUUUCUUAUUUUACUGGUCAUCUGCUGAAUGAAGCAUGUAACUGGAUUCUAAAGCAUAUGAUCCGAGAAAAGAGGCCACUAAGAGAUCGUGCAGUACUUUACACUGAAUAUGGGAUGCCAUCAAGUCAUGCUCAGUUCACAUGGUUUUUCUCAACUUAUAUGGUUUUCUUCUUAUUCAUAAGGGUAUACAGAAAUCACAGCUUGAUGGACGAUUUAUGGAAAUAUUUAGUCAGUAUUGUCUGCUUUACUUUAUCAUCAGCAGUUGUAUAUAGUAGAGUGUACCUAGGUUACCACACAUUUGGGCAGGUAUCCUGUGGGGCACUUUUAGGGAUUUUUCUUGGAGCUCUUUGGUUUGCUGUAGUGCAACUUGUAUUGACACCAUGUUUUCCUCAUUUAGCCUCUCAUCCUAUUGGAGAGUUUUUAAUGCUGAGAGAUUCUACUUUAAUUCCACAUGUUAUGUGGUUUGAGUACACAUCAUCUAGAUCAGAAUCCAGGAAUAGACAAAGGAAAGUAACUGGUCGUAAGUCUCAGUGACGGUGGAGACAGGUAGCCAGUCUGGUUGUGGAUCCCCUGAUCUGUCAGCAUUGUGCUAGUCUCUCCCUCCAACUCCAAAGUCAAUGGUUGGCUGAAUGUGAGCUGACUGGGAAUUUCCCAUGAUUCCUUGUGUUUGGAAUGGGAGAAAAUAUUCAAAAGAUUGAAGAAGUCCCCAUUAAUUGUUCAUAUAAUAGUUGCUAAAGAAAUUUAGCAUGCAACUGUGAUUAGUUUGGGAGAGAAAUGCAGUGUGGUGGGUCUUUAAUUUUGCUGAUUCAGAAAUACAUGUACAUUUUCUAUUAUUUAUUUAUUGAAUAGAUAAGAAUAUCAUUAAAAUGGUCCAUGAAUUUGCUUCUAUUGUGCAUUUUAAUGGACUAGAGUAUAGACAGUUUAGUGAUGGUUGGCGUUUUAAUGUCGUGCAUUAUUUAAUCAAAAAUAAAUGUUAAACUCUUAUUUUGUAUUUUAAUGUUACUUUUAUAUGUAUUGUAUUGCAAGUAUAAAAUAACUUAGAAUAAUUAUAUACAUGUAGCAUUCUGUACUUUUGCUGUUUGUGAUCAAUGUUUAUUUAUAAGUAUACUAGUUAUAUGUACAUUUGUCUAUGAAGUAUUUGACUGUCCUCCAGUUUUGGAUUUUAUAAAUGAUAUUUUUAGAGCUCAAAAGUAUAUUUGUGUCAGAACAUUUGUAUUUAUUCUCUGACAGGGAAAUUAUAAUAAUAAUAAAAAAAAAAAAAAGAAUCAAUGAUAUUAAGAUUUUGAUUUGAUUUUCAAGGAAUUUUCUCUUUAUAUCACAUACACAUACACAUCAGGCCAGUGUAAGCAGGGGAGGUGCAAAGCUGCAUUUGCACACACUCAUUUAAGAAAUGUUUUAGCACUAUCAAAGCCUACAAUUUACAGGAAACAGUAUUUAACCACUGAUUUUCAUUAUCAGUAUGCUAUAUAGGGCAUAUUUUUACCCAUAAUGUGUUUUAGAAACUUGGUGUCAUUUAUAUAUGGAGAAAACCUCAUUAUUCCAGAAAUUUGCACCUCCUCUGGGAAAUUCUGGUUACGAACCUGCUCAUCAAGAGACAGAUUUAUUAACCAAUGCCUGUUAAGGACUAAGUCUUUGGUAGAGAUUAAGAAAUAGAAAAAAUUCUAUCAAACAAAUCUGUAUUUUAAAAGUAGAUUAUUUUGACAGAAUGGUAUUGUAUUUUGAGGAGUAGAUUGAAUGGUGGUGUAUUUUGAGGAGUGGAUGGUUUUGACACAGGUGUUCCUGUACUAAAUAAUCUGUAUGGACUUGAACUUCAGUAAAUUUAUCAUACCAUAAACAACAUUGCAGCUUGAGUGCAUCAUUUUUUUCAACUGAUUGUUAAUGUGAAGUCAUUAAGGUUUUCACCCAUGACAGUUUUUUAAUUCAUAUUUGUUAACAGGAAUAUACAUGCAAGAAUGUUUAUAAAAUUUAUGUACAUGGAUGAGAAGUCAUUAGAGUUACACCCUGGGAUACUAACAUAAUUGCUUACUUGAAGCUGGUAUUUUUAUCAUUUGUUUUCCAAAGUUAGUUUUUACAAAAGUGAUUUCUUUGUAAAUGAAUAUUCUUUUAUACCUAAAACCAAAGAUAUAUAAUUCGUAAUGUAAUGUGUUGUAAUAUUAAUGUAUAUAUAUAAUGUACUGAAAUAAUCUUCCCAUCUCUUCAUUAUUGAUUGAAAUAUUAACAUGCAUUAUUAGACAACUGUAUCAUCGAUUGGUUAUUAGUUAAAUUAUUGCACAAGCUUAUUGUGGUGGGAUGAGUUUAUAAUUGUUAUAUAGACUCACUAUUCUUUUUAACUAUGGAGAAUACUGCUGAAAUGUCAUAGUUUUUGAUCAUUAGAAAUAGUAUUCAUGCUAGCAGAGAAAAUAUAUUUUUUCAAGGAUAAUUUAAUUAAGUCAUCUGUCAGUUACAUUUCUGUACUUCACUCUUAAGCAUAUGAAAAAUUCAUUCAAUGCAUUAAAUUUCGAAGUGAAAGUGCUGAUUGAUAGCAAUGUCAUGUCACUUUUUUUCACUAAUUAGUAAUUGUUCAAUAUAAACUACAUGUAACAAUUGUGAUUUGAGAAAAGUCACCAUAUUAAAGCUUAAUGCCUAUUUGUACGGAAGCUGGAUAGUGCCAGGUGAGAAAAAUAAUUAUCUGGCUAACACCGCAUCUUUUUCAGGCAGCCAUCACUUAAGAGUUAUGUGACGGUCGUCAUAUAAAUUUCUGGUGGCUGCCAGGUAAAAAAAAAUGUUCUCACCUGGCACUGAUGGCUUCAUUACAUUUGCAUUCUUUCUCUUAAUUAUCUUUAGUCUAUGAAAAGAUACAAGAUUAAUUACUGAAUGUACCGUUUAUGUAGUUUUUACUGCAUGUUGUUUAAUGUAAUCGUUGAUGUGAAGUGUAUGGAUUUCAAUGUUUUGGGAAGUGUUAUAUUGGAGGAUAAAGUGUUAGAAAUGUGGUUGUCAAUUCUGAUAUUGAAAUAGGGACUUUAUAAUUUUAUUAAAUAAACUCUUUAAUUAUUUAUAUAUAUAUAUGUGGAAUAAAACCAACAACACCAA
Ostrea edulis (European flat oyster) is the source of this 3333-nucleotide messenger RNA. Its product is annotated as dolichyldiphosphatase 1-like. The record is from RefSeq and is a predicted model, not a curated record. Bases 1 to 798 code for a protein of 265 amino acids. Lineage: Eukaryota; Metazoa; Mollusca; Bivalvia; Ostreida; Ostreidae. The transcript is spliced from 8 exons. Gene Ontology annotation, molecular function: dolichyldiphosphatase activity. Gene Ontology annotation, cellular component: intracellular membrane-bounded organelle; endoplasmic reticulum membrane. Gene Ontology annotation, biological process: protein N-linked glycosylation; lipid biosynthetic process.